CAACUGUGCAUUGCCAAAUUUUAAAAUUAUCAUUGCCCAGCUAGAAUGUCAUUUCACUCCGCACCACCAAACAAUUCUCGGAAUCGACACGUGAGCCGGCGUGCCACGCGGUGGGAAGGUGCACAUUCCGGCCUCCGUUACUGCACGUUCGCGUCGUGAGCAAAGUUCAGACGACUUAAUUCAUAAUAUCAUAUUUACUGCUGCAUUCCCGUUCUCUUUGUUGUCAUUAUUCCAGUCGUUGUCGCACCGCGGGAGAUCACUUCGGAGGAGCCAAAUCACCGUACUUGACCCUGAAACCCGCGCCUCAAUCCUCGAGAUCCAAGCACGGAUGCCCUGAGUGUCGUCGCUUUUCCCGCCUGGACCACACAGCCUGCGCAAAGCACGCGAACAAUGGCCGACGAAGACAACAAUAAUCAUAACUCAACUGCAACGACUCCACCACGUCCUUCACGAUAUCGCUCACAGCGCCGUGCCGGGCAUCACACUGACGACGCGACCAAUGACGUCCCGGUCCCGAGCCUGCCUCAGGACGGCGCAGGAAUCGCCCAGUCCCGAUCACGAUAUCGCCGCAAGACAUCCGAUCCCUCGUCACCACCGCCAGCAACGAAUAAUGUCCGACCCGCGACUCGCGACCAGCAUAAUCCGGACCUGCCAUCUCGGUACCACCCCAAGCCUGCCCACGACCAGCUGAAGCAAGGCGAUCCAACCCAGGACUUCCCGCUACCGCCUCCUUCUCGGGCGCGCACCUACACCGGUCCCUCGCACAAAGAUGUCCGACCAGCGCCGACCUCCCCUCCUUCCUCGCGACCUCCUCUGGCGCGCAUCAAUAGCGGUGAUGAGCCAGAUUCGGGAGUCGAGUUCGAUCGUCGCGAACACGCGCAAAGGGAUAAGCCUCCCACACGAUCGGUCACGAACCCGAAUACCUCGAGCCGUUCGCGACAAGCAGCAGUAGCCACUGCACCUCUUGCGCCGAUUGGACAGCUCUUUCCGCCGCCCAAGCCGGUCGAGGUACUCGCUGCGGGACAGGGUCCACCACGCUCCGACCAGAUCCGAGCUACAAAGAGCAUGGGCGAGAUACCGCAAGCAGCCAGCAAUACAGGGAGCUCGCUCUUUGCAAAAUUCAAACGGAAGAAGGAGGAUGCGCCUCCACCUGUGCCAGCGCUGGACAAGUCAAUGAUCUCGAGGCCCGUAACUGGGAAGAAUGAGCCGAACGCCAUCAUUGCAGGUGGUGGCGGUAUUGUGCCCGGCACCGAUGCGCCGGUUUCGGCAGUCAACGCCGGAGACCGCCGUGUCAUGGUUGAAUGUGGUCGGUCACGUAAUUUGUUUCCGGUUACGCCCACGACUACGCCGGUCGAUCUCAUUAAGAGUGCGGCCACGGUCAUGUCGGAGAAGAUUGACGUCAAAUCGGCCGUGCUUCUGGAAUACUUCAGUACAGUGGGGGUUCAACGGCCGCUUCGUCGAUACGAGCAUGUCCGAGACGUCAUGAACAGCUGGGACUUUGAUCACCAGAAUGUCUUGAUUUUGAUAGAUCCUGGAGUCGGCUCCUCCGAAGUCGAACUCAGCCUCGCCGGAGUACCGAAAACGAAGCCAGAAGGUGCAAAUUGGCUGCUGUACAUGUCGCAAAAGCCCGGGAAAUGGGACAAGCGAGUGGUGACGCUAAAGCCUGAUGGACAGCUUACAUGUCACAAAGAAGCCGACAAGGUGAAGGACGUCACCAAUGUAUGCCACAUCAGUGACUUCGAUGUCUACACUCCGACUGUGGAGAAAUCCCGCAAGAAGAUCAAGCCUCCGAAAAGAUAUUGCUUUGCCGUCAAGAGUCAGCAAAAGACCAGCAUGUUCGAGUCGACGCAAGAUUUCGUUCACUUCUUCUCCACAGCAGACAAGCUUACGGCAGAUAGCUUCGAACGGUCCAUUCAGAGCUGGCGAAGUUGGUACCUGUACAACGUUCUAGGCGAGGGACAGCAGGCUGCCGCUGCCGCACCUGUGCCGGUUGCGUUGGGUCGCUCGAAGACGAAAAGGCGGUCUGCCAGCAACGAUCCUGUGCAUAGUCAUCGACGCAAUGAAUCAACCGCCUCGCAUUAUCAACUCGGCUCUUUCAUGCCCCUCUUCGAUUUGAACCAGUUUGAGAAGGGCGCUGAGCCCGAACGACCUAUUCAAACUGCUCCGUUAGCGGCAUCUGCGUUUCCAAAAGCAGCUGCUCACUCUGAGACCCACGCUAUGACGGAAAGGAGGACGGGUACAGUGAGAACGAAGCAUCCUCCGGUGGCAUUGCAAAAGAAGACAAUCCUGCGAGACGACGAACCGCUUGCAAACCUCACACGCCACAAUUCCGUAGGCAAGAACAAUCGUUCGUCAUAUGACCAGAAUCGUCGCGAAAGUCUGGAAUUUCGUGCCGACGGAUUGCUUGGUAGGCAAUAUUCUUUACGCCAGAAGGAUCAAACAGACCGUACGGAGCAGCAGCCACAGCCUUUCACAAACGGUCCAAAUCUGCUUAAUGGUGGCGUGGGAGUGAGUGGGACAGCGGGCGACGGCAUCCGUCGCCAGACCUCUCUCCGAAACACGAACGGCGAGCCUCGGAGAUCAUCGUCCGUCCGCGAUCACAACGGAGCCUUUCGCCCUCGUGAAGCCUCUGUCGACUUACACCGCUCUGACUCGCGCUCCCGCGAUGCUCCACGACCUCUGAUCGACUUGACGCCAACCUAUCGAGAACCGCCUCAACAUGCCCGCAAAGGCAAAGGUUUCGUCCCCGAGUCCACCCGCUCGGGUGCUCUCAUCGAUAACGCGACCUCACCUGAAGAUCCACUCGGGGUCCCACCUAGCACCGACUGGCGUCAACGCAACCGUUCCACAUCCACAGACACAACCCCUAUCGGCCAAGACUUCAACCGCAGCCGUUCUGUGCGCCGGCCAACCAUUACCGCCGCCGCCGCGCCGUUCACAGGCGAAGGUCUACUGGCCGGUGCCCAAGCACAACAAGGCUGGGGCGAAGCGAAUCGUGGUCGAGGCGUAAUGGACGGCAGCCAGGCAAAUGGCAAGCCUAUGAUCGAACUCAAUGCGGAUAGUGCAUUUGUGCAGGGCAGUCUAUUGGGACGAGUGGAGAGAGAUCAGGGCGGUGUUGUCGCGUCGCUGAUGGGGCCCAUUGAUCGGGAGAAGAGGAUUGAGAAGCUGGAGAAGGUUGGGGAGGGUUUUUAG
Dissoconium aciculare CBS 342.82 is the source of this 3192-nucleotide messenger RNA. RefSeq lists its product as uncharacterized. The coding region runs from base 391 to 3192 and encodes 933 amino acids. The record is from RefSeq and is a predicted model, not a curated record. Lineage: Eukaryota; Fungi; Ascomycota; Dothideomycetes; Mycosphaerellales; Dissoconiaceae. The transcript has 2 exons.